GGAGGACCCUAGUACUUAAAAAGUACUUAACACUCAAACUUGGUGGAGGACCCUAGUACUUAAAAGUACUUAACACUCAAAACUUGGUGGAGGACCCUAGGACUUAUGAGGCCUUAACACUCACAAGCCGGUGGAGUAUCCAAGGAUUAUGAUCCUAAAACUCAUAGAUUAUGAUAUACAAAUAGGGACAAGGAGGAGUCCUAUACACUCAUAGGUAUAUGGGUGGGUUGGGGUUUUUAGUCAAGAAUAUUGACUAUUACUAUUUUUCCCAAAUAAAAUGGUGAUCUACGGAUCGGAUAUUUUCCAAGUAUAUAUGUAUAUACUAAUAAGUAUUUCAUAACUUGGGGGAAAGACUAUUUAUUUAAGUAUCACCCUAUGUUUGGGUCUUAUACUUGAAACGCUAGUUAUUCUAUAUUUAGCCUGCUACUCGCUCGGUAUUUGUACUGACCCCUUCGGGGGGCCCCACCAUUUUCAUGUUGAAGCUAGGGCUUGCUACUUGCACCUUCUCACGGGUGAUAUCAUAUCGGGAAGAUGUGGUUCGUGCUUCCUUAUUUUCUUUCAAACUACCAAACACUUGCUCAUGGAUAUUUGUUUUACUAUAAACUAUUUUUGGGGCUUGCAUGCCCAUGUUGUUGGCCGGUUGCAUGGUUUUAAAAGGCGUUUAGCCUUUACGCACUUGAGGCGCAAAGGCGCAAAGGCGGUCGGUAAUAGCCUGGAAGGCUUAAGCUUCACCUUCUGCUAACAAGGCUUACGCCUUAAAUUUGCUGAGGCGUUGAUGCGGACUGUGGGCGCAAGGCGUACACGAGGCGUUCGCCUCUAAUUUUACGCAAGGUUGGGCUUUUUUUUAAAAAGUAUAUCGGGGGCCUCAAAUUUUCUCUCCUAAAAUAUAAAAUACCUUGAUAUUUUAAUGCUUACCCACAGCCUUAGGUCUUCCAAAUUCCAAUCGAUGGUCUUUCACUCUUCUACGAGACUAGAUAUUAAAAAACUAGAAACAACGACUUGAAGAAGAGCUGCUGAAGCUCGGUACAGAGACUUCAGGAGUUGCUUCGCCGGUUCGUCCAAGCAAUAAUAAAAUAUCCCACCGCCCAACUUCUAUAAUUUCUUAUAGUGUUUAUUAUUUAACUUUUUUAUUUAACUUUUUAGUUAUUUAAAGGUUUUAUUUUGAGCUAUUUAAAGUUAUUAAAUAGUAUUAAAUUUCGUCCAACCUUUCUGAUCUUUAUGCGUUUGUCAUUUAACGUUACUAAUGUAAUUAUUAAGCCUUUUGUUUAAUCUGUAAAGUUAUCAUAUAAAACUAUCAUUUAACUUAAUAAUUUAUUUAUUUGUUUAAUACUGCGCACUUUACUAGUUUACUUGACUUAAGAUUUACAUUUUAAUUUGAAAUAUUAUAGUUAAGUUCAUUACAGUUUGGUUUUAUUUUUAUUUAUUUAUUAAAUUUGAUUAUCAAUCAUUAAUUUUUUUUUGUCUUGGAAGUUUAGUGUUUUUUAUAUUUCAUUUUUAUGCUAUUUUGACUUGAAUAUUUUAUUGUUAUGUUCUUUUUACUCGUAAUUUUGUUUAGUUGCAUUAUUCUUAUGGAUUAUCUAUACUAUCUGAUAUGUUGUACGCUUUUAGACAAUUAAAUUUGAGGCUUACGCCUCGUUACGCCUCGAGGCUUACGCCUCGUGAGGCUAUUGCCGAACGCCUCGGGGCUCGAUUUCGCCUUUCAAAACCUUGGCCGGUUGUGGCUCAUGACUUACCGUUGAAUAUUUCCGCUAUUCAUUGGUUUAAAUGUGAUGUUGUUAUGUAUGUUUACUACUGAGUAUGGAUGGAUUGUUUUCUCGAACGCCUUGUGUAACUAAGUGAGGUUGACUCGUGGGUGACAUCACUUAGUUAUACGGCGGUUGUACACGCGCUUGGAUUGCGGUUUGGGGCGUGACAAUUAAGUGGUAUCAGAGCCAUCUCAGUUCUAAACUAUAUAAUCAACCUCUCACAUAAGAUUUUAAAAAAGAGUUUUUACCGAAAACCAUGAGCAUUGUAUUUUGACGUUUAUAGGACUAUUGGUGCUUAAGUUGCAAGGCCUUUAAUUGUUAAGACGGUACCCUUAACAAUUGGUAUGGUGGUGACUUGGGUCAAUACGUGUCUAUAACGUUUUUCCGUCAAUUGACAUUCAUAGGAGUCUAAAGACUCGUCCAAAUUCCGUUUCAGAAAUGGAGGGUAAGCGAAAGGCAACAAGGAAUGACCCUAAGGGACAAGCGUCGGUAGCUUACCUUGAGGCUAGCCGGGCUGUGUCACGAGCCAUUACGGGGAGAGGAAUAGGCCAUGGGGUCCGUGAGGGCCGCCAAGCGGCAAGCGCUAAUCAAGUGGGCUCGAUGUGUAACAUGAACACCAGGAGGAACGAACGUAGGCGUCAGGCGAGGCGAGAUCGGGCCACCUCCCAACGUGAUAUGACUGUCAGCCAAACCCAUCCUUGGGCAAACGACCAAGGAGGAGAAAGCACUCUUACGGCACCGGCAUCACCGGUGAAAAAGAAAAGGACCUCAAGGUGGCAUACGUUCUUUCCGUACUCUUUCAGACCAUCCAAAUGUUCGAAUUGCUCUAAGAAACAUUUCGGAAAGUGCAACGAGCCCCCGAUGUGCUACGAAUGUGGGAGCACAACCCACAUGAAAUUAAGUUGCCCAUGGAGGAGGCAACGAGAGACAUCGCAAGCCAAGGAAGGGCUCACCGUGGAAGGAAACCAUACGGAACCAACGGCGAGCAACGCUACGUCCGUCAAUCAAGGCGGGGCCCAAGCACGAGACUACGCGAUGACCGAGGCGGAUGCGAGAGCAAACCCGGACUCCGUUGCAGGUAAUACACGUAUUCCCAUGUAUUUCUAGGCCUAUUUUGAUCAUAUACACCGUUGGGGGUUGAGUUCGGGCCACCCCGGGACCAAACGGAGCGAAAUUGGGCGAAAUCGGGCUGAUUUCUGCCAACGCACUACAGGCUGGGCUGCACGCACGGCCGUGCGUUGCCCGUGCGUACCUCCGUGCGUUGGUGGCAGUAGCAUCCCGGAGGAAAUCGCUGCACGCACGACCGUGCGUUGCCCGUGUGUACCUCCGUGCGUUGGUGGCAGUAGCAUCCCGGGGGAAAUCGCUGCACGCACGACCGUGCGUUGCCCGUGCGUACCUCCGUGCGUUGGUGGCAGUAGCAUCCCGGGGGAAAUCGCUGCACGCACGACCGUGCGUUGCCCGUGCAUCCCUCCGUGCGUUGGGGGCAGUAGCUCCAUUGGUAAGGCAAGGUACGCACGACCGUGCGUACCCCCUACGCACGCCGUGCGUGGACCCCUGGCACCCGAAACUUGAUUUUUCCGCCCCGUUCUUCUACGUUUGGACCCCCGUUUGAUUCCAAACAUUAGUAUGAACCUAAUAACAUCCUAAUGAUGUGUAAAAACAUUAGAAAAUGUAUCUUACAUGGUGUAUAAAGGUAGGAACAUUAAAGAUCAAUGGUAGGUGUGCGAGGAUCCUCAUCGAUACCGGGGCACAACGCUCAUUCGUGAGUGAGGCGUUCGCCGAGGGCCUUGACAUGCCAUUGACACCUAUGACGCAAGCGUUGCUAGUCUCCACACCGUUAGGAGACGACGUGGAGAGAGAUCAUUACUAUCCCUCGUGUGAGGUAGAAGUGACGGGUCUACCUUUGACUUGUGAUUUCGUACCUCUGAGCAUGUUGGAGUUCGAUGCAAUCCUAGGAAUGGAUUGGCUCGAGAAACACCAUGCUCGAGUGGAUUGCUACACCAAGGUGUUGGAGCUCGAGGAUGAUCAAGGGAAUAUGCUACGUUUUGAAGGAGAUCGGGGGAAAUCUAAUGCUUGUAUCAUAUCCGUGAUGAGAGCACGAAAGAUGAUGAGGAAAGGAUGCCACGCAUACCUUGCUUAUGUGGUAGAUGAUACGAAGAAAGAGGUCGACAUCAAGGAUGUUCGAGUCGUGUGCAAGUACCCGGACGUCUUUCCCAAGGACCUACCGGGGCUUCCACCCGAUAGAGAGAUUGAAUUUGUAAUCGAAGUGGAGCCGGGAACCAAACCCAUUUCGAUUCCUCCUUAUCGAAUGGCACCGGCCGAACUUCAAGAGUUGAAGGUCCAACUACAAGAACUAUUAGACAACGGGUUCAUCAGACCCAGCCAUUCACCGUGGGGAGCACCCGUACUAUUCGUAAAGAAGAAAGAUGGUACACUAAGAAUGUGUAUCAACUACCAACAGUUGAACAAGGUCAACAUCAAGAACAGGUAUCCCUUACCGAGGAUUGAUGACUUGUUCGAUCAACUUCGAGGGGCAACAGUGUUCUCAAAGUUUGACUUGAGGUCGGGGUAUCACCAGUUGAAGAUCAAGGAGAGUGACAUACCUAAGAGUGCAUUUCGCACUAGAUAUGGUCAUUACGAAUUCCUUGUGAUGUCGUUUGGUUUAACCAACGCACCGGCGGCAUUCAUGGACUUGAUGAACCGUGUGUUUAGUGAAUACUUAGAUCAAUUUGUGAUAGUAUUCAUUGACGACAUCUUGAUAUACUCCAAGAGCGAGGAAGAGCACGAACACCAUUUGAGACUUGUACUUGAUCGGCUAAGGGAAAGGCAACUCUUCGCCAAGUUCUCCAAGUGCGAAUUUUGGCUCAAAGAGAUUGAUUUCCUCGGUCAUGUCAUAUCCGGUUCAGGUGUUGCUGUGGAUAACGCCAAGAUAAAAGCGAUCAUGGAUUGGGAGAGACCCAGGAAUGCGAAGGAGAUACGUAGUUUCCUUGGCCUAGCGGGAUACUAUCGUAAAUUUGUGGAAAAAUUCUCCGUAUUGGUGUCUCCAUUAACGAAGCUCACAAAGAAAGGGGCCAAGUUCAUAUGGGACGACAAGUGCGAGAAGGGGUUCCUUGAAUUGAAGAAACGACUUACCGAAGCACCUGUCCUUGCCCUACCCAUACAAGGGAUAGGGUAUGACAUCUACAGCGAUGCUAGCAUCCAAGGGCUUGGAUGUGUACUAAUGCAAAACGGUAAGGUGAUUGCCUAUGCUUCUAGGCAAUUGAGGAAACACGAGGUGAACUACCCUACUCACGAUCUAGAGUUGGGGGCGGUAGUGUUUGCAUUGAAGAUUUGGGGGCAUUAUCUCUACGGGGAGACGUGUCACAUUUAUACUGAUCAUAAGAGCUUGAAGUAUGUAUUCACUCAGAAAGAGUUGAAUAUGAGGCAGAGGAGAUGGAUGGAGUUGAUCAAGGACUAUCAUCCCGGAAAGGCCAAUGUAGUGGCCGAUGCACUGAGCAGGAAGAGUACGUCGGGGACGCUACUCACAUGUCUACAGGCAUUGAGGGCACACGUGGAGGUAUCCACGAACGGGGCGCUCAUUGCUAGGUUCGAGGUCAGACCUACAUUGCUGGGUAAGAUCAGUAGAUGUCAGGCCAUUGACGAGGAGUGUCAGAAGAUUCGUGAACGAAUCAUUGAGGGGCCUGUUGAGAACUUUCGAGUACGUGAUGACGGUCUAUUAUUGUUUAAGGAUCGUGUGUGCAUACCAAAGAAUGAAGACCUCCAGAAGUCUAUACUUGAGGAGGCUCAUUCUUCAGCUUAUGCUAUGCAUCCAGGAGGUACAAAAAUGAACCGAGAUUUGAAGGAAAGUUACUGGUGGUCAGGUAUGAAGAGAGACAUCGCAGAGUAUGUGAGUCGAUGCCUUACUUGCCAACAAGUUAAGGCAGAGCAUCAGCACCCGGCAGGGCUUUUGCAACCACUUACCAUCCCAAAGUGGAAGUGGGAACACGUGACGAUGGACUUCGUGGUGGGGCUACCACGAACAGUGAACAACUACGAUGCAGUAUGGGUAGUGGUUGAUAGGCUCACCAAGAGUGCACACUUUCUGCCUAUCAACAUUACUUAUCCUCUUGAAAGAUUGGCCAAGCUAUACACGGAGGAGAUUGUGAGAUUACAUGGAGUCCCAAUAUCCAUUGUCUCGGAUAGGGAUCCACGAUUCACAUCCCGAUUUUGGCCAAAGUUUCAAGCGUCUCUGGGGACUAAACUGAAGUUUAGCACAGCUUUUCACCCACAGACCGAUGGACAGUCCGAACGGGUGAUACAGAUCUUGGAAGACAUGCUUAGGGCAUGUGCAUUGGAGUUCCAGGGAAGUUGAGACAAGCAUUGGGCCCUAGUGGAGUUUGCCUAUAACAACCGUUAUCAGGCAAGUAUCGGCAUGCCCCCAUAUGAGGCAUUGUAUGGGAGGAAAUGCAGAACACCGUUGUGUUGGGACGAGGUUGGCGAGGCCAAACUCGAAGGGAUAGAGCUGGUUGAGAUCACCAAGGCCAAGGUGAGGAUCAUUCGGGACAGACUGAAGACCGCUCAGGACCGACAGAAAAGUUAUGCUGAUAAACGGCGGAGACCGUUAGAGUUCGAAGUCGGUGAUGAGGUCUUCCUAAGGAUUUCUCCUUGGAAGGGCAUCAUUCGAUUUGUAUCAAGGGGAAAGCUUAAUCCCCGAUACAUCGGUCCAUUUGAAAUCCUUGAAAGAAUAGGGGCCGUGGCUUACCGUCUCAAGUUGACGCCUGAACUUGAGAAGAUACAUGACGUGUUUCAUGUAUCAAUGCUCAAGAAGUACAUACGAGACCCAUCUCAUAUUCUUGAGAGACCACCGGUAGAGAUCCGUGAGGACUUGCAAUAUGCAGUGGAACCAGUGAAGAUUGUUGGUCAACAAGUGAAGAAGCUUAGGAAUAAGGAGAUUCCUAUGGUAAAGGUUUUUUGGAGGAGUGAUCGAGUCGAAGAAGAAACUUGGGAGACCGAGAUCUCAAUGAGGGAGCAAUACCCAUUUCUUUUCGAUUAGAUACUUGGAUUUCGGGGACGAAAUCCCAAAUAAGGGGGGGUGAACUUGUAACACCGUCCCCAAAUAUAUUUACUUUUAUGUAAAUAAUGUAUUGAACCUUAUUAAAGGAUUAAUGAAUUUACGAGGUUGUAAAUUAAAGUUGGGAAUGUAUAUUCAUUAUACAUGUCAUAAUGAGUAAGAGCACAUAAUAUAUUUUAUUUGACCUGAUAAAAUAAAAUAUAUUUAAAACAGUCCGAAAAAUACAACUUUCGGGACCGAUUGUACACUUCGGGACAAAAAGGGUUGACCUCCCACAUGAGUGGGGGCCAACCCACGAAUUUGGACACUCAAGUGGGGUGUUGGCCGGCUGGUGGGAUAGGAAAUAGGGGGAGGGGAUUGUGAUAUGAGGGAAAUGGCAUCAAAGGUACCUAAAGUGGACCCUCAUUCUACACUCAUUGGAUUAAUGAGACAAAAGCUCAUCUCCACCCCUCUCUCCCCUCAUUGUCUCGGCCAAGCUACAGCAACCAAGGGAAAGGAACUCUCCUUCUUCCUUCCACCAUUGUUGAAGAGAGCUCACCAAGGAAGAACCACCCAAAAAGAAGCUAAAGUGCUAAAAGUGUGAAAUAGUUAAGGCACUUGUAAAGGGUAUCUCAAGUGAUUUCACAAAGUUGGAAAAGUCGCCGGAGUUUUCGCCGGAGUUGACCAAAAGUCGCCGGAGUUUCACCGGAGUUCAACCAAGAAGGGUAGAACUUCAUACGCUAGUUCAAGGUUGAAGCUAGGGCUUGCUACUUGCACCUUCUCACGGGUGAUAUCAUAUCGGGAAGACGUGGUUCGUGCUUCCUUAUUUUCUUUCAAACUACCAAACACUUGCUCAUGGAUAUUUGUUUUACUAUAAACUAUUUUUGGGGCUUGCAUGCCCAUGUUGUUGGCCGGUUGUGGCUCAUGACUUACCGUUGAAUAUUUCCGCUAUUCAUUGGUUUAAAUGUGAUGUUGUUAUGUAUGUUUACUACUGAGUAUGGAUGGAUUGUUUUCUCGAACGCCUUGUGUAACUAAGUGAGGUUGACUCGUGGGUGACAUCACUUAGUUAUACGGCGGUUGUACACGCGCUUGGAUUGCGGUCUGGGGCGUGACAUAAUCACUUAUAGUGCAUCCGACUCCAGAUCCAAAUGAUCUCAUCCCGCUAUCUUCAAUCAACUAAGGGCUUCCCGAACUAAUGCUAUUUGUUCUUAUUUUGGAGAGUACUCUCCUAGCAUGUGAGUUGCGCCACCAGCUAGGAAAAUCCCUUCGCAUGAUCUUUACUACCAAGCUCAGACUGGUACUGCCCCCCGCCUUUAAAGACUGCUGCAUCCGUGUUGAUCUUCACUCUACCCUCCCCCGGCCUCACCCAAACUGUAGAGGCCUGCAGUUGCCCAUCUGAUUUGCUCGCCAAACUGGUAGCAGCCCACCACCCCUGCUAAAAGUUACAGCCUCUGCAACAAUGCUCUUGGCCGGUGUAGGUACCUUCUACCACAGUACUUCAUUUCUGGCCCUCCAUAUUCCCCAGCACACCAUGAUGAACUUGCUGCAUCACUCAUCUCUGAAGCUAUGAAAAAUGUUUUCAAUCCACUCCAUAAAACAUGUCUCAUUACCAAUAUGAAAAUCCCAACCAACAGACUCACACUUGCUGCGCUAUCAGACAUAAUCCAAACACAUGAAGAAGAUUCUCCCUUUCCAGGAGACAAGAAGAACAUAACUGGGAGCACUUAACCCGUUUUAAUGCUAGCAAAUCCCUUGUCGGAAGACACCCUGUACAUACUUGCCAAAAGAAAGUUUUAACUUUCGGGGGAAUGUGUAGGUUCCACAUGCAUGCGGGUCCAGCCAUAACUAACAUCCGACACCACAUGUUGCAUCAGGAAUUUGUAGCUACUCUUCACUGAAUAACGACCGCCCUGUGCCCAGCGCCACACUACUUUGUCCACCACUUGCCUUUGAAUAACCGGUACUGCUAGAAUGAGCUCAUGGUGCCUGCUGUCAAACACAUCAACUAAUAGAUCUUUGUCCCACUCCCGCUGACCUCCGACCUACAUUAACUCAGCCACUCUACAAUGCUCCAAACCAUUAAGAUUAGAUAGGUGGGGAGAAAAAAGCAAAAUGGAAUAAAGCAAAAUAGUUCACUAAACUGUCUGCGCUUCUUUGUUAUGAAGUAGCAGUCAGUCUAUGCAACGAUUGACAUAAUUUUCAUCAUGGGUCAUCCGGAAACAGCCUCUUUGUGCUUUAAUACAAGGGUAUGGCUGCGUACAUUCGACCCCCCUUACCCCACCGUGGGUGGGAGAGCCUUUGUGGCACUGGGGUAAUGAUGAUGAUGAUGAGGUGGGGAUAAAAACUUUCAAAUUUCAAGCCUAAUCUGAAAUAUAUAUAUAAUUGACGAUGCCACGAUGGUGAUUUAACAUGAAAGAAAAUAAAACGGGUCAAUGGAGUUCACAUAUUCAGUAAUGUUACACUAAGCUUGUCUAUUUUGCAUAGCAAACUAGUGAAGAAUUAUUUCGUGAAAGUGUUGCAAUGUGUAGUUUAGAAAAUCAAAUCAUAACCGGGAAAAUCAUUCCUUAGCUCACAAGGCUAGUGCUUUACGAAGCAUAGAUGAGAAUUAUGAUAUCGGAGAGUGUGAGUACACUAAAUGACUAAAUUGAUAGCACUAAAAAAAAGAGGAAAAAUUACAGUGCAAAGGCCAAAAGGCUCUCCAAGAAGAGUGGCUAGGAGUGGAAGGCUACUCUAGGCAUAACUGGCAUACUAUGAUGCCUCAGACAGCUUUGAUCAUUCAGAUGAUUCUUUUUUUUUCGGACGAUUUUUUAGGGCAUGCAACUGAAAGCGAUCGUCGCCCCCGUUAUCAAACGAGGAAGAAAUUAAGAAUUCAAAAUGCAACAAAUCCAUUUGCCGAAAAUCAAAGUUGGUAACACAGAAAACUGUCUGCCAACAGAAAACCUGAACACUCAAAAAUCUCAGAAAAAAAAGACGGCACAACAUGAGGACCAGAUCACAGUCUCUAGAGAUUUCCCUUGGGUCUAAUUUUUGUCUUUAUAUUUUUCCUUUCUUUUCUGUAUUUUUUUCUUUUUUAUUUUAUUUUUCUUCUUGCACUGUAAUUUUUCCUCUUUUUUUGAAUAAAAUCGUGUGUGAAACGUUUUAAAAAAAGUGGAAGAGAUUGAAGUUAGGAGAGGCGGUAAAUUGCCAUAUCUUGCACCCCGUGGGAGAUGGAAAAAAGGGAGGUCUAUGACCGAGCUUCAAUUCAAUAUUCGACGAAAUUUUUAAUUAAAAUCAUGGAUUCCAUCAAAAGGAAUGAAAGUAAUAGCUUACACGAUGUAGAGUAGAUGAACGAACCCGGGCAGAAGGAACUCGGGUGUUGCGCUUCCCUCCUCAGUGUCUAAUCUAGACAAACUGUUGUAAUGGUUUCGAUCUGCUAGACAUGAAGGAAGAAGCUGAUGUGAGUGACACUAUAAACGGGAGGAUGUCAGACGUUUUGUUGAUAAAAGAAACGAAGGAAAGACUGUACACUUAUGUAUUUGGAGAAGAUCUGGGGCCUUUUGAAAUCGAG
Messenger RNA from Cuscuta epithymum, 10321 nucleotides. The record is from the annotation of a GenBank genome assembly. Lineage: Eukaryota; Viridiplantae; Streptophyta; Magnoliopsida; Solanales; Convolvulaceae.